ACGCAGGAUUCCAAGAUAGAUUAGCUAUGAAGAUGUCAAGCUUUCAAGAUGGGCCUUAAAACAUGCCCGCUACGAGUUCGUCCAGUCCCAAAAUGGCGUCGACUGGAUCCCACAUAUCUGAAAUUUUCCGCCCAUGUAAAAUUUCAAUGACUGCUGCUCGGGAUUUGAUUCCGGAUCCCCAGAGAGAUAGACUGAGGCCUUAACUGCUUCAGCAUUACAAUGGUACUGUACACUUUGCAACAAAAAGAAUUGGCAGUAAACCUUUAAAGUCUCAAAAUGGAAGGAGAUCCUGAAGAAUACGAAAAAUAUUAUCCUAAUUUUUAUGUCGAGCUCAUUGCCAAAACAUUAGAAUGUCAUCUACCUUUAAUGCAAUGGUCCAACGAAGAUAUUUUAUUGGACAUCGGAUGCGGUUCAGGAAAAGUUACAAAGCAAAUAUUACUGCCAAAAUGUCCAAAAAUUAAAAAAAUCGUAGCUACCGAUGCAGUUGCUAAAGCUAUAGAUUUCGCCAAAAUUAAAUAUCCCCAUGAUAAAAUUGAAUACAAAAAUCAAAAUAUUAUGGAAAGAAUUGAUGUACAGGACGAAAAGAAAUACGAUAAAAUAUUUUCAUCAUAUGCCUUUCACUACUUCAAAGAUUACGAUAAAUUAUUCUCCAAUAUUUCAUCACUUUUAAAACCAGGAGGAUAUUUUACAUUCUUGACAAUUGCAAAAGGUCCACAGAUAUCCACUAGAAAAGUAUUAGCAGAGGCGAGCCAUUUAAGACCAUACUUAAAGUCCGAAGAGAUUCUCGAAUCCAUUCCACCAACUCACGAUUGGGAGGAUGUGGAAUAUGAAUUAACAAAACUUAUUUCCAAAUACGAUUUGAAUGCCAUAAAAUGUGUUUACGAAGAAUUUGAUGUACCUUUUCCAAGCAGAGAUCAUUUCAUGAAAUUUAUGGAGAUAGUGAUUCCAGAACAAUUUUUCAAAGAGAUUCCACCAGAAACUAAAAAGGAAUUAUGGAAUCAAAUGGAAACUCUUUUCUUUAAGAAUGGUGUUCGAGAAGAAGGUGAUAAGAUUAUAUUUCCGAAUGGAAUCUUGAGUGUUUUUGGACAAAAACGAAAUUAAAUUAUUGUAAUUUUCGUGCUAUUGUCUAUAACAUUUUAAAAUUAUGUUUUUCACUAUUUAAAAUAAAAGCUGGCUCAAAAAUAUA
Molecule: messenger RNA, 1186 nt
Organism: Centruroides sculpturatus (bark scorpion)
Lineage: Eukaryota; Metazoa; Arthropoda; Arachnida; Scorpiones; Buthidae
Product: malonyl-[acyl-carrier protein] O-methyltransferase-like
Exons: 6
Coding region: 277-1101 (274 amino acids)
Molecular function (GO): S-adenosylmethionine-dependent methyltransferase activity
Source: RefSeq, a predicted model, not a curated record